Molecule: messenger RNA, 2298 nt
Organism: Micropterus dolomieu (smallmouth bass)
Lineage: Eukaryota; Metazoa; Chordata; Actinopteri; Centrarchiformes; Centrarchidae
Product: zinc finger CCHC domain-containing protein 3-like
Exons: 3
Coding region: 517-1869 (450 amino acids)
Biological process (GO): activation of innate immune response
Molecular function (GO): zinc ion binding; double-stranded DNA binding; RNA binding
Source: RefSeq, a predicted model, not a curated record
UCGGUUAUUCCAAAACUGAAACGGAUUGCGGCUUUGGAGAAGGGGAGUGUAACCACUCUGUUGGAUCAGAAUCCAAACUGUAAUGAUGAUGAGAAGUGCUACACUAUGCUGCAAGUCCUGACACACUUGCUUCUGCCAACUGCAGGAAGAGGUGCAGUAUCAAAUCUGCUAUUUCAUAUCUGCUGGACUUUGUACCGGUCCGUUUUUGGUUCUGUGUUUCUCUGGUCACACCACCCUGGGCUGAGUUCAGCCCCUACAAAAAGUAUUGGGAGGAAACUUCUUUGAUCGGCGCCGUUGAGCCAAUCAGAUUUCAGCAAUAAUGAGGAUUCGUUGAAGCAGUAAUCUACUCAUACGAAACUCACGAUGCCUGAUCCCGUGAAAGCGCCGAAGAAGGCAUAAUCAGUGAUUUCACAGUCGUUUAAAUUAGCCUACUAAAUAUUAUUGAGUUGUUCUUUAAACAGUGUGAACACCAUAGACAGUGUCUCCUAUUCGUGCCCUGGUGGGCAGUAGGCCACUAUGGCCCCCGCUGGCCUUUUACCUCAGUAUGCCUCCAAAUUCGGGCAGUUUUGGGUUCGCCUGAAAUACAUCGGCGAUCCCCCUACUCGCGAGUAUGUUGGUGAAGUUUUGUUGUUUGAGUCUGUCUGGAUUAACGUUACUGACGUGUACUCAUUUAUAGCCUUACCUAACAAAAAAGACUUCGAGCUGUGCUUUUUCCACGAGGCACCUUUAAAGCGUUUCCUGGAAGCCCAAGCCUCUAAAAAUGGAGACCCAAAAUGGAAGGACUGGUCCAUCGAGUCCUCCAUUCAAAUGGAUAUCACAAACAUUAUAGUGAAAUUCUGGACUGGGCGAGUACCAGACCAUGACAUAGAUCUGUAUCUGAGCAGAUUUUGUGAGAUCUUGCAUUCAUACAAACCUGUGGAUAAGUUUGGUAUCUGGUAUGGUGUUCGCAGAUAUAAAGUAAAGAUGCGUAAAGACGCAAACGGACACACUUCACAAAUCCCCAACUCCAUCUCCCUUGGCCCUUACAACGGGAGAAUAAUCUACUCCGGUCAAUCCAUCAGCUGCUUUAUAUGUCAUUCCACCGACCAUCAGGUAAAGCAGUGCCCCUCCGUAAAGUGCUGGAAAUGUGGCAACUUGGGCCACAAGGCCAAAGUCUGCAAUUUUGAGAGUCAGUGCAGCCUGUGUGGCGAAAAAGGCCACAUUUUCUUCAGCUGCCCUUCCUCCUAUGUGAACAAGGCUAGAGCCCAGCAGCAGUCUGGCCCUCCAGUCAACCAGCGAUCUGGUCCUCCGUCAGCAGCUAAGCCGCUUCUAUUGGCGGAACCACAGCAGCCCGGCCCUUUACCAGCCGCCAAGGAGCGACCUGAUCCUCCGCCAUCAGUAAAGCAGCAGCCUGCGACCGAGCAACAUCAACCUGGCAUUCUGCCAGCUAAGCAGCGAUGUGACCCUCCACCAUCAGUAAAGCAGCAGCCGGCAACCGAGCAACAUCAACCUGGCAUUCUGCCAGCUAAGCAGCGAUCUGACCCUCCACCAUCGGCAAAUCAGCAGUCAUCAACUGAUCAACAGCAGCCUGGCACCCUGCCAGCCAAGCAUCGAUCCGAUCUUCUAACAGUGACAAAGCAGCAGUCCAGCUGCAGCCCGGCUCUCUGCCAGUCAUCCUACAGGUGCCUGGAGCCCUCCCCUGCUCCUCGCGUCUAUCUGAUGUUCAGCUUCUCGCCUUACAGAGGGAUCGUCGUCCGUCCCUCAAAGAGGCGCUUCCUGUCGAGGAGCCGCAGCCUUCAGCUCAGACCCCUCCGGAUGCCCUCUGUCCAUCAGGUGAGGAGACUUCAAGUGUAUGUAGUGAGAAUGCACAUAGAAAAUUCAUUGAUAUAGAUAGUAGUGAUGAUGAUGAAGAUGUAAAGGAUGAGGGCGAGCUGUUUUAUGAGAGUGCGAGUGAGAGUCCGAGCUCGGAUUUCAGCCCGUUGUUAACAGCUGCCCAGUGGUCCAGCAGAUCUCCCCUCUCUCCCCUGCUGGAAAAACCAGCAUGGACCAGCAUAAUUCCCAUGCUGGUCUAUGCUGGUCUAUGCUGGUCCACCACCUUAGUCUCGCUGGAUUACCAUUUUAGCUCAUUACUUUGUACAUAUUUUUGCAGCCAGUACUUAGUACAUAGUCCUUGUAGGUAGAAAUAAGCAAAGUAUGGGUGAAAUACAAGACAAUGAAAUAGAAAUAAGGCUAGCAAUGCCAAGUUAUUUAAAGGGAGUACAUUAUAUAAUGUUAAAAAUUGGCAUGCUGCACAACACAUUUUCAUACAAAUUAAUUAAU